AUGCCAACGAUGGAAAAGGCUUCAAGUAUCAAGAAAUUUGCCGAUCAUCUAAAAAAAUAUCCCGAUGCCAAGGUGAUCUUUAUGGUAGGUGCUGGUAUUUCUACCUCUUGUGGUAUCCCGGAUUUUAGAUCUCCAAAAACUGGUCUUUAUCACAAUCUGGCCAAAUUGGACCUUCCAUUUGCAGAAGCCGUCUUCGAUGUGGAUUAUUUUGAAGAGAAUCCAAAACCAUUUUACACUUUAGCACAAGAGCUUUAUCCCGGAACUUUUCAACCUAGCAGAUUCCAUAAUCUGAUGAAGCUGUUUGAAGACAAGAAAAGAUUACAGAGGGUUUACACUCAAAAUAUCGAUACAGUGGAGCAUCAGGCUCUUAUCAGCAGUGAGUAUGUGAUCGAAGCCCACGGUUCAUUUGCCAGCAAUCACUGUAUUAAGUGUGCCAAGAAGUACCCAUUAGAAAAAUUCAAAUCCAAGUUAAACCCCAAGAAAUCAUCCUCAAAGGAUAAGAAAGCUCCUGAGUUCGACUACGCCCGUUGUGAUGAAUGUGACGGACUCGUAAAGCCCGCUAUCGUCUUCUUUGGAGAAGGUCUACCAUCUAGGUUUUUCGAUACUUGGGAACAAGAUCAGCAAUGGCUGCUAGACGAGAAAGAUAAGAGACAUCUCGUUAUGGUCGUAGGAACUUCGCUGACCGUCUAUCCAUUUGCGUCAUUGCCGCAGGAGGUCCCUGAGACAGUUUUAAGAGCUUUGAUCAACAAGGAACUGGUUGGGGACUUUAAAGCUUAUCCUAGGGAAAAGGAUAUCAUAUUUCACGGAGAAGCUGAUUUAGCCGCCGAGCUUUUAGCGGAAGAAAUGGGUUGGUUGCCAGAAUUACAAGCAUUAGCCACUGAGCAACAGGAAACUAAAGCUUCGGAACAGGUCGAUAAGAUUGUUUCUGAUUUGGAGAAGCUGAACCUGGACAAGAAGACGUCGAAAGAAUGA
Molecule: messenger RNA, 972 nt
Organism: Torulaspora delbrueckii
Lineage: Eukaryota; Fungi; Ascomycota; Saccharomycetes; Saccharomycetales; Saccharomycetaceae
Gene: HST2
Product: histone deacetylase HST2
Exons: 1
Coding region: 1-972 (323 amino acids)
Molecular function (GO): NAD+ binding; histone deacetylase activity, NAD-dependent
Source: RefSeq, a predicted model, not a curated record